Emericellopsis cladophorae is the source of this 843-nucleotide messenger RNA. RefSeq names its product Pre-mRNA-splicing factor-like protein. The transcript is spliced from 3 exons. NCBI's taxonomy places the organism in Eukaryota, Fungi, Ascomycota, Sordariomycetes, Hypocreales, Bionectriaceae. Gene Ontology annotation, cellular component: catalytic step 2 spliceosome. Gene Ontology annotation, molecular function: protein binding; RNA binding. The record is from RefSeq and is a predicted model, not a curated record. The coding region runs from base 1 to 843 and encodes 280 amino acids.
AUGUCCGCCGAGAAGCGUCCUGCCGAGGACGAUCCAAUGCUUUGGCGAACCUACGGCGACUGCGAAAAUUACGGCAUACUCAACGGCCACAAAGGGGCGAUUCUGGACCUUCAGUGGUCACGAGACUCCGAAGUGCUCUUUUCAGCAUCUGCAGAUAUGCAUCUUGCGAGCUGGGAUUUAACGUCCGGGACGCGCAUAAGACGAUAUGUCGGACACGAGGAGAUAAUCAACACGAUGGACAUCAGUCGACGAGGUGAAGAGCUACUCAUCAGCGGGAGUGAUGAUUCGACAAUUGGUAUUUGGGAUCCACGGACGAAGAGUGCGGUAGAUCACCUCGAGACCGACUUCCCGGUGACAGCGGUAGCCAUUUCGCCGGCGGGCAACGAAAUCUAUUCGGGUGGCAUAGACAAUGAUAUCCGCGUGUGGGAUGUCAGGAAAAGGGCAGUUGUCUAUACAAUGCUGGGACAUGCCGAUACUGUGUCAUCACUACGUGUGUCUCCAGAUGCGCAGUCUCUCUUGUCAUACUCGAUGGAUUCGACGGUGCGAACUUGGGACAUCCGGCCGUUUGCGCCCACUGAGCGGCACAUCCGGACCUUUGAUGGUGCUACAAUGGGUUUGGAGAAGAAUCUCAUGGGAGCAAGCUGGGACUCCCAAGGCAAGCGGGUGGCUGCCGCCUCGGGUGACGGCACCGUUCUCGUUUGGUCUACAGAGACGGGCAAGCUGAUGUAUAAACUUCCUGGCCACAAGGGCACAGUCAAUUGCGCGGAAUUUGGCCCAGGAACCGAGCCCAUAUUGCUAUCUGCAUCAUCGGACCGGACCAUGCUGCUCGGAGAACUCCGUUGA